ACUUGUUUUUGUUCAUUAUAGAGACACAAAUUCAGAUUUCAAAUUUUUGAACACUUCUUAAUUUCAUGUCGUACAAGUUUAUUAUUGAUUAUUAAAAAUUGAUUAGAGACUUUACUAGGUACCUAUAAAAUGUUGCGUUUGCAUAAUUUCGAUUUGCAAACAAAUUUCAGCUUAAAAUAUGUGUCUAAGACAUCAUUACAGGAUGUUCAAUACACGGAUCGACAUAUCAUACCCCGUGUUGAAGAGUAUUUGAACCGCUUUAUGCAAACCACAAGAAAACGAAGUUUUUUGGAUAAAGAACUAAUUGUUAAUGCCUUGCGAUCAGAAUAUCCAGAAUAUAAUAGAAAACCUUGGGGCGUUAUGUCAAAUUUGGUUGCUAGAGCCUUGGUUGUACUCGAUAAUUUAAAAAAUCCAGUAGAAAACAUAUCAUCGGAAGACUCAACAAUUGACAUAAUGUCUUCUGGAGAUGAGCGUAUUGACAUUACAAAUGAUUUGGAUCCUCCAGAAAAUCCAAAACACUAUAUUACCGAAAUGAACAUUUCAGAUUCUGAAUUAGCUCAAGAAGUUGGAUCAAAUUCUUUUCCUUGUGAUGUAACUACUAACGGUGAUAAGAAUAAGCCAGCCACUUGUUCUUCUACUAACGUUGAAAAACUGCCUGGUUGGGUAAUAGACAAAACUCCAAUGACGAGUACUAAAAGGAAAAGUAAUUUAGACAAAACUGUUGAAGGAAUGCCAACACCUAUGAAAAAAGUUUGUCAACAAAUAGGUACUACAGAAGAAGUAUCUUUAACAUUUGAUGAUUUAGCUGGUUGUGAUUCCGUGUUAUUGGAAAUAUUUCAGCUAAUUAUGCAUAUGAAGCACCCACUAGUUUAUAAGCAAUUAGGUAUAUCUCCUCCAAAAGGAUUUUUGUUGCAUGGCCCACCUGGUUGUGGUAAAACACUCUUAGCACAGGCAGUGGCAGGAGAGCUAAAGAUUCCAUUAAUCAGCAUUGCUGCUCCACAACUAGUUGUUGGUAUCAGUGGAGAGUCAGAAAAACGAGUGAGAAAAUUAUUCGAAACUGCUGUUAAAUCAGCACCUUGUGUACUGUUCAUUGAUGAAGUAGACUCAAUUUCUCCAAAUAGAGAAACUACUCGUGAUAUGGAACGUAGAAUUGUUGCUCAAUUACUAUCAUCAUUAGACAGUUUAAAAGAUGAUGAUAAAGUAAUUGUGAUUGGAGCUACAAAUCGUCCUGAUAGCUUAGACCCAGCAUUGAGACGAGCUGGCCGGUUUGAUCGUGAAGUUUGCCUUGGUAUUCCGGAUAGACAAUCUCGUAGAGCAAUGUUAGAUCUUAUGUGUAAAAAAUUGCCAAUUGAUCCAACAGUUAGCUUGGAUAAAUUAAGUGAAUUAACACCAGGUUAUGUUGGUGCUGAUUUGAAAUCUCUAACAAGAGAAGCUGCCACUGUAGCAGCUAAUAGAACUAUUAAAGCUAUAAAGAUGAGAACUAUGUCUGAAGAUGUUAAUCUUGAUGAGACUGAACAGUUGUUAUCUUCAAAUAAGAAUAAAAUCAAAGAUACAUUGAAAUUGCUUCGUUCAGAUAUCUGUAUUCCAGAAGAAUAUUUACUUAAUGAAUUAUGUGAGGUCCAAAUUGAAUUAAAUGAUUUCAAAGAAGCUCUGAAGAAAGUGGUUCCUUCGUCCAAAAGAGAGGGAUUUGUUACAGUGCCCAAUGUUACAUGGGAUGAUAUUGGUUCAUUAAAGAAAAUAAGAGAAGAACUUCACAUGGCUAUGUUGGCUCCUGUAACUCAUGCUAAAGAAUUCACUGUAUUGGGCUUAGAUGUUCCAACUGGAGUGCUAUUAUGUGGACCUCCAGGCUGUGGUAAAACAUUGUUAGCCAAAGCUGUAGCAAAUGAAGCUGGUAUUAAUUUUAUAUCGAUUAAAGGGCCUGAAUUAUUGAAUAUGUAUGUUGGCGAAAGUGAACGAGGAGUACGCCAAUGUUUUCAAAGAGCACGCAAUUCACAGCCUUGCGUCAUAUUUUUUGAUGAAAUUGAUGCACUUUGUCCUAAAAGAAGUGAUAUGGAUGCAAAUGGUCGUUCUGGUCAACGCGUUGUGAAUCAGUUAUUAACUGAAAUGGAUGGUUUUGAAGGCGGUAGAAGUGGUGGUGUUUUUGUUAUGGGUGCAACAAAUCGGCCAGAUAUGAUAGAUCCUGCUGUACUUAGACCAGGACGUUUGGAUAAAGUAUUAUAUGUUGGAUUGCCUGAUGAGGAAGGCCGUGUGGACAUAUUAAGAGCAGUGACUAAAAAUCGUAAAAGACCAGUAUUGGCUGAUGAUGUAGAUUUGGAAGCGAUUGGCAAAAAUGAAAAAUGUUCUUACUUCACUGGAGCUGAUUUAGCUGCACUUGUACGAGAGGCAGGUAUUUUAUGUCUUCAGGAGUAUAUAAGUUCAAACGAUGUGAAUAGGCAAUUGGCAAUUCAGAGUAAGCACUUUGAUGAAGCAAUGAUGAAAACGAGGCCUUCAGUAUCUGCUGAGGAUCAGGCACAUUAUGAAUUGUUGAAAUUAAAAUAUGCUGCACCAAGAAGUUGAAGUAUAAAAUAUUAUUUCACACAUACAAUUAAAUUCAAUGUUAGUUGUUAUGAUGAGUGUUUGUUCCUGUUAAUUUUUAUUGUUUUGUAAAAUCAUUGUUGAAAAAUCAUUUGCUGUUGAAUUGUUAUCUAAUGAAUUGUAAGAUUUUGAGACCUCUACAAUUUACUUUGCCUUAGGUCUCACAAAUCAUCAGAAAGGCCAUACUUUUGAUAGGUAAAUCUUUUUGUAUAAUUUUUUCUUAAUAUUUUGUAUAUUGAUAUUUUUUUUGCUUAUUGUCUCUUGUUCUAUAUACUUAAUAACAAAGAAAAAUUUGUACAAUA
Molecule: messenger RNA, 2876 nt
Organism: Aphis gossypii (cotton aphid)
Lineage: Eukaryota; Metazoa; Arthropoda; Insecta; Hemiptera; Aphididae
Gene: smid
Product: nuclear valosin-containing protein-like
Exons: 14
Coding region: 130-2556 (808 amino acids)
Biological process (GO): ribosome biogenesis
Cellular component (GO): nucleus
Molecular function (GO): ATP hydrolysis activity; RNA binding; ATP binding
Source: RefSeq, a predicted model, not a curated record